This is a messenger RNA of Uloborus diversus, 3037 nucleotides long. RefSeq names its product peroxiredoxin-4-like. Bases 150 to 881 code for a protein of 243 amino acids. The transcript has 6 exons. Gene Ontology annotation, cellular component: endoplasmic reticulum; cytosol. Gene Ontology annotation, biological process: cellular response to stress; cell redox homeostasis; response to oxidative stress. Gene Ontology annotation, molecular function: thioredoxin peroxidase activity. NCBI's taxonomy places the organism in Eukaryota, Metazoa, Arthropoda, Arachnida, Araneae, Uloboridae. The record is from RefSeq and is a predicted model, not a curated record.
AAAGCAAGAAGAAACCAUGACUCGUAGGAUUUCGAUUUGAAUAAAAGUGAAUUGACAGAUGUACAAAUCCGAAAAGAUAAUCUGAUCUCUGGGAUGUACUUGAGUAAAAGAUUACGUUUGCAUUUUUAAAUUCUUCCACGUUGUUCACAAUGGCUGUAAUCUUUUUCUUCAUUGUUGCUCUAACUAUUCCGGCCGCUACUUUUUCGGAAGAAGCCUGCUAUUCGUAUGCCGGUGGUCAUGUUUAUCCUCAAGAAACAACAAAGUCCUCUGUCGGGCAGAACUUAGUUACCAGCAAAGCACAAAUUUCCAAGCCUGCUCCAGCAUGGGAGAGCACAGCCGUCAUAAGGGGAGAGUUCAAAGAAUUAAAAUUAGCAGACUUCAAAGGAAAGUACUUGGUAUUCUUCUUCUAUCCUCUUGAUUUCACUUUUGUCUGCCCGACAGAAAUUAUUGCUUUCAGCGACCGGGUGAAGGAAUUUCGUGCCAUCAACACUGAAGUAGUCGCCUGUUCAGUGGACUCUCCCUUUACCCACUUGGCAUGGAUGAACACACCACGCAAAAUGGGAGGAUUGGGUCCCAUCAACAUUCCCCUCCUGUCGGACUUGACGCACCAAAUCUCCAAGGACUAUGGAGUGUACCUCGAGGACCUUGGACACACCCUCAGGGGCCUGUUCAUCAUUGAUGAUAAGGGCAUCCUGCGUCAGAUCACCAUGAACGAUCUGCCUGUAGGUCGAUCUGUGGACGAGACCUUGCGCCUGGUACAGGCUUUCCAGUACACAGACAAGCACGGAGAAGUGUGCCCUGCCGGCUGGAAACCAGGAGGAGACACGAUAAUUCCUAAUCCAGCAGACAAACUCAAGUAUUUCAGCAAGUUUGAUUCCUAAGAACAAGUAACACUGCAUCUAUUUUUGAUACAUUUUUCUAUGUAAGCUCGUGGUGCGUCAAUAAAGUGAAAAAAAGCUUAUUCAAAUAAUUUUAUUAAACCAUUCAAUACAUCCAUUAUGAGAGCGAGAUUCAUGUCUACAAAUGACCGAAGAGUAAUGUAUAUUUCCAACUUAAGUACAUUAAACAAGUGGAAUAGCACCUCCAAACAAUGUAAAAUGUUAAAACAAAAUAAGAGGGAUCUAGUAGCAACAUUCAAAUUCCACUUUGCAUUUAAAACUAGUAAAAUAACUCUAGCUUUCUAAAAACUAUUAUUCUCCAACAAUAGUAAAAGUUGAGACAGGGAGCAAAGGGAUGCAAGUGUCAAAAGUAAAAGUUUUGAAGUAAAAUGAAUGCAGGUUGAAAAGUUAAUAGGCAUUUAUGGAAAAAAUUUUCUAAAUCAUGUUGCAUAACAACACCUACAAAGGGGUACUAUCUCUUGUCCCAAAACAAGUAAGUUUCUGUCAUUUUCACUACUUUUUGUCGAAAUAUUUUAUUUUCGACGCUUACGUCCCUUUACUACUAGACGUUUGCAAUAAUUAUGCAGAGAACAGAGGCAUUUUGUAUCUUCAAAAUCUUACAAUUUAAUCUAUUAGUUUGGUGGCAAAUUAGCACCGAACAAGGUUUUAAAAAUUGGUUUUUAUUUUCAUUGAAAAUUAAGUAGUCUAUGUACAAAAUACAGCGCAAGAUAAAAUGAAACUCAGCCAAAAACAAUUAUCUAUUAAAAUUUUUACUCAAUAAAAAAAAUAUAAUUUUAAUGCAACAAAGAAUAUACGAUCACUUUUAAAAAUAAUUAACUACAUUAAUAGUAUUUGCUCAUGUAAUUUAAUUGCAAGUUAAAAAAGAAAGCUUAACAUUUUCGGAAAAAUAAUAUGAAAAUUGAAAUGUCACAACAAAAGUUGCUAUGUCACCGUUAUUUGUAGUACAGCUAUAGUUGGAUUAACAAUUUUAUAAGAAACAAGAUCCUUCUUUAAUACCAUUUAUCUGUGGAUAUAAGGUGGAAAAAAGAAAAAAUUGGAAAGAAAAUUUUAACUUGGAAUUAUACCAAACUAGAAAGUCUCAUGGAAUGCAUACAUAAAGAUUUUUGAAACUUUCAAAUGAGAACAAAGUAAAAAUAAAUGCAAAUUGUUUCAUCAGUGCAUAAAACCCGCAAAAACUCGAUUUUAAGCAUACAAUUAUUUGCUAGCAUGAAAUACAGCAUUUUUAUUUUUAGUAUUUAAAAAGGAAAGCUGUUCACAAUACAACUUUUGCUAAUCCUCAUAUCAUGCAUUGCUUUUCUUUAUUUUCAUUAUGUUAGCAACAAAAAAAGUCAAUAUUUAAAUAACGGUGCUUUUUUUAGCACUGUUCAAACAGGGUUCAACAGUUCAAUUCACAACAUCACAAAAUGUUUGUAAACAAGAACAUUUUAGAAAAAAUAAAAUAUUUAUGCAAAAUAAAAAAUAUAUAGGAACAAAAAUGACUAGAAUAAUUCUCACAUUCAUCAUGAAAUAAAAAAUCAUCAUGAUUUCAUUAUCCAUAAAUAAAAAAUAUAAAAUUGCCAAGCUAAUAAAUUUAGCAAAAAAUGCAUGAACCAUAAAGUUUUAGAGUAUAAAAGUAAUUAAGAAAACAUUCAUGUAAAAAAAAGCAAAAUGGAGUAGAUAAAGUUCAUUCUCUGUGUAACAACCAAAUAAAAUGGAGUUGCACUAAGAAUGAAAUAUAUACAAACAUAAAUAACUAUAAAAUUGGAUAAGUUUUUGCUUUCAAAAAAUGUAUCAAUGAUAAAUUUAGAAUUCACACUCUCAUAUCUACUUUUAACAAAAAGUACAAAUUUGCUCUAAUAACAGACCACUAAGACCAUGAUUUGUUCAUCACAAUUUUUAAUACACAAAUUUAAGCCAUCACGAUGAUUGGCGGGAUUUCCGAUCGACGGAAAGCUGCCAUACGAAGUUAUGCAAUGAAAUUACUAAUAUUCCUUUUAAACCUUCAGAAAUCAAUCCUUCAUUAUUUUUGCUUCCAACUAGUGACCUAUCAGUUCCAGCUACCUUUAAUUCACCCAAGUAAUUGAAUGGAGAAAGGUUCUUUGAAAACAAAAUUUACUUUAUCAAUAACUUGAUCCAGGAGCAGAUACAGAGCAGGGGGG